Dichotomopilus funicola is the source of this 1704-nucleotide messenger RNA. Its product is annotated as multicopper oxidase. Gene Ontology annotation, biological process: reductive iron assimilation; cellular response to iron ion starvation. Gene Ontology annotation, cellular component: high-affinity iron permease complex. Bases 1 to 1704 code for a protein of 567 amino acids. The transcript has 3 exons. The record is from RefSeq and is a predicted model, not a curated record. Lineage: Eukaryota; Fungi; Ascomycota; Sordariomycetes; Sordariales; Chaetomiaceae. Gene Ontology annotation, molecular function: copper ion binding; ferroxidase activity.
AUGGUGUCACUCAGCGUACUUUCGCUUGAAUGCGUGGUCCUGGCCGCGGUAGCCAGGGCGGCUACUGUGACCUACAAUUGGAACGUGACGUGGGUAUGGGCCAGCCCGGAUGGCUUCUCAAGGCCCGUCAUUGGCAUCAACGACAAAUGGCCAUGUCCAUCAAUAGAUGCCACAGCGGGUGACACGGUAGUGGUCAACCUACAGAACAAGCUCGUGAACCAGACGACGGGGCUGCACUUCCACGGCAUUAACCAACUGCAGACAGCCGACAUGGACGGGCCGAGUGGUGUAACCCAGUGCUCUGUACCGCCGGACUCGACGGUCAAGUACCAGUUUACUGUGGACACCCCGGGAACGUACUGGUAUCACUCUCACAAUAUGGGACAAUAUCCCGACGGGCUGCGAGGUCCGCUGAUUGUGCAAGACCCAAACGACCCGUAUAAGGGGAAGUACGAUGAGGAACAUAUCUUGUCGAUGUCGGAUUGUCUCACCUCUGUCCGGAACAUGCUCACGCCCUCCAACACUCAGUUCAAACCUCCGAUCCCCGAUAACCUCACCGUCAAUGAGGGGCAGGGGUUGAAGAUCGACUUUGCUAAGGGCAAGACGUACCGUAUUCGGAUGAUUAACUAUGCCGCCUUCGCUGCGGCCAUGGUUCACUUUGACUUUCACACCAUGAACGUGAUUAUGAACGAUGGGGCGUACAUCAAGAAAGAGGACGCCUACCAUGUUCGGCUUGCCCCCGCUCAACGGUAUGAUGUCCUCAUCUCGGCCUCUGACAACGACACCGGCAAUUACCCGUUUCUCGUCGCACUUGACCUCAACCGGGACUGGACCAAUCACACUGAACCGAUGAUCUGGCCACACAAUUAUACAGGUCACCUCGUCAUGGACUCCUCGAAACCUCUCGGGAAGGCCGAGGUCGUCAAGCAAUGGAACCCCGUCGACGACGCUGACUUCAAGCCCAACGAUGACCUGGCUGCAUACGGCUCCUAUGACAAGCUGAUGAAGCUCGAUUUCAAGUUUUGCAUGGAUCAAAACGGCUACCCACGAUCCUGCUUCAACAACUUGACGUACAUCAACCAACAAGUACCCACUCUCUACAGCGCUGCCACCACGGGCGACUCCAACACCAACCCAGUCGUCUACGGCCAGGUCAACCCGUUCAUCGUCGACUACGACAACACCGUCCAAAUCGUAGUCAACAACAUCGACAACGCCUCCCACCCUUUCCACCUCCACGGCCACCACUUCCAAGUCCUCUAUCGCGCGCCCAGUAGCGCAGGCCUCUGGCCGGGCCGCGACGAGAACUACACCGCCGUGCCGCCGAUGCGCGACACCGUCGCCGUCAUGCCGCACUCGUACGCCGUCCUGCGCUUCCGCGCCAACAACCCGGGCGUCUGGCUGUUCCACUGCCACAUCGAGUGGCACGUCGAAAUGGGCCUGACGGCGACGGUGAUCGAGGCACCGGACCGGCUACGGAACCUGACGUUUCCUGAUGAUCAUAUCGAUGCUUGUAAGAAGACGGGCACGCCGUAUCAGGGGAAUGCGGCGGGUAAUACUCAGAAUGUGACCGAUACCACCGGGUAUGUGACCGUCCCGCCGACUACGUACAAUGGGUAUGUUCUUUCCUCUAUCCCAGUCCAGAUGGUUAUACCCCCUUGCCCCCCAACCCCGACCCUCGCGGCCUUUUCUUCUCUUGGGUGA